GCGGUCAGGGCCGGUGCUUGGUUGAGAUCUCUUAGCAUUUUUUCUGCUUAGCUGGUAAAGCCUAAACAUAGUUAUUGCCCUGUAUUAAUCAAUCAAUUUAUCAGUAAUCCUAAUUCCUGUCAAGGUGCAUAGCAUACCAUGUCAGAAACGGAUCCUAAGUCUGUUCAGGACCUCACCAAUGUGGUCCAGACCCUGCUGCAGCAGAUGCAGGACAAGUUUCAAACGAUGUCUGACCAGAUCAUUGGUAGAAAUAUCGAGAUGAGCACCCGCAUUGAUGACUUGGAAAAGAACAUUGCGGACCUCAUGACACAGGCUGGUGUGGAAGAGAUCGAAGGAGCAGAAAAUAAACCCAAGGAAGAUCAAGGGACAUUAUAAAGGUUGCCAGGUAACACCAUGUCAAGGACAGUUUUCAGGAGCAGCCAGUUUCAUCUAUCAUAAAUUGAUUUGGGUGUUUUUGUGGUGAAAUGCUUUUUUCUAUGAACUAUUGUAAUGAGUAACAUUUAUGUAGUGUAGAUUUAUUUGUACAACAAAAUCCCUACUGUACACAGAACAAUGGCAUGAGAUGUUUGAAGUUGUGGCAACGAGAAACGGUGCUGCUUGUGCCAAGUGUGGAAUGCAAUCCAAACUCAAUUGAUUUGUUAUAUUGAAGUUAUUUAAUACAAUGUGUCUCAGUA
Messenger RNA from Osmerus eperlanus (European smelt), 674 nucleotides. Its product is annotated as heat shock factor-binding protein 1-like. The record is from RefSeq and is a predicted model, not a curated record. The coding region runs from base 139 to 375 and encodes 78 amino acids. Gene Ontology annotation, molecular function: transcription corepressor activity. Gene Ontology annotation, cellular component: nucleus; cytosol. The transcript has 4 exons. Gene Ontology annotation, biological process: cellular heat acclimation. Lineage: Eukaryota; Metazoa; Chordata; Actinopteri; Osmeriformes; Osmeridae.